This is a messenger RNA of Lycium ferocissimum, 3081 nucleotides long. Its product is annotated as transcription factor bHLH49-like. The transcript has 9 exons. Gene Ontology annotation, molecular function: protein dimerization activity; DNA-binding transcription factor activity. Lineage: Eukaryota; Viridiplantae; Streptophyta; Magnoliopsida; Solanales; Solanaceae. Gene Ontology annotation, biological process: regulation of DNA-templated transcription. Gene Ontology annotation, cellular component: nucleus. The record is from RefSeq and is a predicted model, not a curated record. Bases 1117 to 2676 code for a protein of 519 amino acids.
UAUCUUUUUUAUUUUUAUUUUUUAUAUCAUAUUUCUUGAUUCAAUUCCUACUUUUGGGUCUUUUAUUUUUCUCAGUUUCAGAGCUGAGCUUAGGAAGUUGAGUACUGUGAAUGAGUAUUUAUGAUGCUGAAAUUAGUGUCUCUUGUUUUCAGUUAGUAAGAGUCUGUUUGGAUUGACUAAUUUUAGGUGCUUUAAAGCCAAAAUAGUUUUUAAACACUUUUGUAAUAUUUGUUAAGAUAAAAAAGUGUUAUUUAAGCACCUAUUUUUAAAUUGAAAUAAUAAAACAAGCCAAAAUCAAAAGCCAUAAUCCCAUCCAAAUGGUCCUAACUUUACUUGUGAACACUUUCUUUAACUUUUUAUUGAACUGGUAUUGUGUUUUCUUGGACAUUGGUUGUACUUUUUUUUUGUGUUUAAUUUUGAAGUAAAGAUUGAAACUUUGUUUAUCCCUUUGUGUGUAUUGAACUAGGAUUGUGUUUUCUUGGACAUUGGUGGCACUUUUCUUAGUAAUUUUGAAGCAAAGAUUGGAACCUUUUUUUUUUUUUUUUUUUUUUUUUUCCUUGUGUAAUGUGAUUGUGUUUUCUUGGACGUUGGUUGCACUUUUCUUUGUAAUUUUGAAGUAAAGCUUGGAACUUUGUUUCUCCCUUAUGUGUAUUGAGCUGGGAUUGUGUUUUCUUGGUACUGGUUGGACUUGACUUUGUAAUUUUGAAGUAAAGAUUGGAACUUUGUUUCUCCCUUAUGUGUAUUGAACUGGGAUUGUGUUUUCUUGGACAUUGGUGGCAAUUUUCUUUUGUAAUUUUGAAGCAAAGAUUGGAACUCUUUUUUCCUUUGUGUAGUAAACUGGGAUGCUGUUAGCUGCCUUUUUUCCAGCUGUUUGGGAGCAGGAUUUUUUGGGAAUUAUUACUCAAAUCUUAUGCACAAGGUAGAAUCUUGUUCCUUCAAACUUGUGACUUAUCAAUUGGGAGUGGAGUUGCCUCACCAGCUGAGCAAAUCUAUCCUGUCUCAACGACGAGAUCUUUGGAAGUGUCCAAGUUUUUGAUUUCUAUCUUAUAGGCAAUCAAAUCUUGAGGCAAGGAGAAGCUUUUUUUAGCUUGUGUAAAUUUGAUUCAAUUCCAAAUAAUGGAUACGGGGAGCAAGAAUGAUACUGAGCGACAAAAGAGGAACGACGAUGCUACAAAUUUUCAGUCACGAAAUAUGUCCUUAGACUGGCAAUUAAGUGGAAGCAACCUGACAAAUGCAUCCAUGGGGAUGAUCGCUAGUAGCAAUCGUUUGGUAGAUUCAUUUUUUCCCACUAUUUGGGAUCGGCCUACCAAUUCGUCAAACUUAAGUUUCUAUGGUACUAAUGCUCAAAUCAAUCCUUGCACUACAAAUCCACAUGAGUUUGCAGCAAUUGCCUCGGGCCCACCGAAUGCAAUGCUGAAAGGGGGCUUGUUUGUACCGUCUAUUCCUGGAAUGCUUCCUCAAAGCUUAGCUCAGCUUCCAGCUGAUUCAGGAUUGAUUGAGAGAGCUGCAAGGUUUUCAUGCUUCAGUGGAGGAAACUUCAGUGAUAUCAUGAACAAUUUUAGCGUCCCCGAGUCUAUGAAGCCUUGCUAUAGGGAACAAGCGCCAACGUGGAGACCGGAAGAAACUGUGAACCCUCAGAAGCAGAACAUGAGAAAUGGGGUUGAAAGUUUCAAGGAUGUUUCUUUACCUAAUAAGAACAAGACUAAUGAACAAAGGCCUCUCAAGAAUGAGAAGAAGAAUGAAAACUUUAAUAUCUCUCGAGAUGAAGGAAAAAAAUCAGUUGGAUUGUCUGGAAAUGAAUCUGACGAAGCUGAAUGUAGCGGCCGUCUAGAGGAAAUGGGAAGUGCCGGCUUGGAGUCUUCCACAAAGGGCGGCCUUGGCUCAAGGAAAAGGAAAAGAUAUGGUCAGGAUACCGAGCUUGAUCGAAUAAAGGGAGCACAACAGCUGCCAGCUGAACCUGAACAAGAACGAACCGAAACUCAGAAAGGAGAGGACAGCUUGAGUUCACCUGCCAGCAAGAAUGGUGGAAAAAACAGUAAACAGAGGUCUCAAUCUUCAGAUCCACCUAAAGAAGAAUACAUACAUGUUCGAGCUCGAAGAGGCCAGGCAACGAACAGCCAUAGUCUUGCAGAAAGAGUAAGGCGAGAGAAAAUAAGCGAAAGAAUGAAAUAUCUUCAGGAUCUUGUACCUGGUUGCAGCAAGGUUACUGGUAAAGCUGUAAUGCUCGAUGAGAUCAUUAAUUAUGUUCAAUCUCUGCAAAGACAGGUUGAGUUCCUCUCAAUGAAGCUUUCAACAGUAAACCCACAGCUAGAUUUUAAUCUUGAUGGGCUCCUCGCAAAAGAUAUCCUCCAGUCACACGCAGGUCCUUCAUCCUCAUUUGCUUGUCCACCUGAUAAUGCGAACAUGACUUAUACUUCUUUGCACGGAUUGCAAUCUGGUCUGCUUCAGUCAGGCUUUCCUGGUGAUGGAAAUUGUACUGAUGCGUUCCGUAGAUCCAUCAAUCCCCAUUUUGCCUCUAUGAAUGGUGGCUACAGGGACCCUUCAUCUGAGGUACCUAAUGUAUGGCGGGAUGAUCAGCUGCCUAAUGUUGUGGAGAUGGGAUUCCAUUCAAGUGCGCUCCUCGAUUGUCAGGAUUUAAGUUCUUUGCCACCCAACCAGAUGAAAGCAGAACCUUGAAAUGUUUCAAACCGUCAACUGGGUAAACUUUCUGUUUCUUUGGGUAGUAAGUUGCAUAGAUAAUCUUGUUCAUUUUGGCACUGAGAAAGUUAAAAUAUUUGGGAAGUUAUCACUCGGAGAGCUCCCUGUUUUGUACAGCAAGUCCACAAAGUUCCUUUUUAUGUUCAUUCUAUAUAAGUCCAAGUGAAGAUUUAUACACACGAUCAAAAUUCUUCCAUCAACAAAUGCAAAUGAGGGUUCAAGAUUAUGCGCUCGGGAUACUAUGUGCAUGGGAGAAUAGUCAUUCAUUCAUGUUUAGCUAUACUCUUUUGAAUCAUUGAAGAUGAAUGAUUGUACCCUUAAUUAUUGGAAGGAACUUGAAAAAUGUGUGCUUUGAGUGGAAGAUAAUGAAGUUUCAUUCGCAAA